Messenger RNA from Camelina sativa (false flax), 429 nucleotides. RefSeq lists its product as uncharacterized. The record is from RefSeq and is a predicted model, not a curated record. Lineage: Eukaryota; Viridiplantae; Streptophyta; Magnoliopsida; Brassicales; Brassicaceae.
AUGGAACGAUCCUUAUCCGAAACAGCAAGUUAAAGCAACAAUAUAAAUAGCUUUCUAUGUUUGUGUUCUUUCUUGGCACAUAAGAACUCAAGAGAAAGAUUGAGGGAUUGUAACAAUGGCUGACAUAGCAAUAUUGGUGGUGGAGGAAUACGAGAGGAAGAUGAAGCUAAUGGCAAAGAAAGCAUCGAUUUCUGCGGAGGUUGGGCUGUGUAAUAAUUUCCCGGCGAAGAUGACGUCCUUUGGAGUUGAGGAGGACAUGAUCAAGAGUUUAAAGAGGAAGUUUGAAGCUAAAUCUCAGUUUGCUCUUGCUGUUUCUAAUGGUUUCUUCUCUGCUUAACUAUGUUUCUCUCUGCUUUUUACUGGGAGAUAUGACAUUAAUCGCUCUGUAAAAUUUAGUACAUUUUUAAUCAAAUCUUUUUUUUUUUUUUU